Molecule: messenger RNA, 893 nt
Organism: Harpia harpyja (harpy eagle)
Lineage: Eukaryota; Metazoa; Chordata; Aves; Accipitriformes; Accipitridae
Gene: PPIB
Product: peptidylprolyl isomerase B
Exons: 5
Coding region: 26-697 (223 amino acids)
Biological process (GO): protein folding; protein peptidyl-prolyl isomerization
Cellular component (GO): intracellular membrane-bounded organelle
Molecular function (GO): peptidyl-prolyl cis-trans isomerase activity
Source: RefSeq, a predicted model, not a curated record
GGGGGAGCGCGACGGGCGGGGCCGGAUGCAGGCGGCGCGGCGGGCGCUGUGGCCGGGCUGCGAGCGGUGGAGGAUGAAGGUGGUGGUGGCGGCGGCGGCGCUGGGCGCUGCCGUGCUGUUCCUGCUGCCCGCUGCUUCGCGGGCCGACGAGCGCAAGAAGGGACCCAAGGUCACCGCCAAGGUGUUCUUCGAUCUGCGGAUCGGCGAGGAGGAUGUGGGCCGCGUCGUCAUCGGGCUCUUUGGCAAGACGGUGCCCAAGACGGUGGAGAACUUUGUGGCGUUGGCCACCGGAGAGAAAGGAUUCGGCUUCAAGGGCAGCAAGUUCCACCGUGUGAUCAAGGACUUCAUGAUCCAGGGAGGAGAUUUCACCCGUGGAGAUGGCACUGGAGGAAAAAGUAUCUAUGGGGACCGCUUCCCUGACGAGAACUUCAAGCUGAAGCACUACGGCCCUGGCUGGGUGAGCAUGGCCAACGCUGGCAAGGACACCAACGGUUCCCAGUUCUUCAUCACCACGGUGAAGACGCCGUGGCUGGACGGCAAGCACGUGGUUUUUGGCAAAGUGCUGGAGGGCAUGGACGUGGUGAGGAAGGUGGAGAACACUAAGACAGACAGCCGGGACAAGCCCUUGAAGGAUGUCGCCAUCGCCGACUGUGGCACCAUCGAGGUGGAGAAGCCAUUUGCCAUCGCCAAAGAGUAAUUCCCCGUCCGCGCGUUGCCCUGUCAUCCCAGGGUGGGUGAGCAGCAGCAGAGCCGCUGUGCCCCGCACCCCUGCUGCCUGGCCUCCCCCUUCACCCUGCCGCUGGCCAGCGGGCAGGAUGGGGUGCUGGCUCCUCUUCCCAUCACUUUUGUAAGAAGCACAUGCACCAAUAAAUGUGACCAAUCUGUUUUUUAAA